AUGAGCUCCCCCUUCUCCAUCAAUGGCGGUGCCUGCGUUGCAAUGGUCGGCAAGGACUGCGUCGCAAUAGCCUGCGAUCUCCGUCUCGGUCUCCAGGCCCUGACCGUCUCCAACAACUUCCCCAAGAUCUUCCAGUACGGCGACGUCUUCCUGGGCCUCACCGGCCUCGCCACCGACGUCACUACCGUCGGCGACCUCUUCCGCUACAAGGUCAACAUGUACCGCCUCCGCGAGGAGCGCAACAUCGCCCCUACCACCUUCGCCAACCUCGUCAGCAGCUCCCUCUACGAGCGCCGUUUCGGCCCCUACUUCGUCUCCCCCGUCGUAGCCGGUCUCGACCCCAAGACGGGUAAGCCUUUCAUCUGCGGUUUCGACAGCAUUGGCUGCAUCGACUUCGCCAAGGACUUCAUUGUCUCUGGUACCGCCUCUGAACAGCUCUUCGGCAUGUGCGAGAGCUUAUGGGAGCCGGAUCUGGGCCCGGAGGAGCUUUUCGAAACGAUCUCCCAGUCUCUGCUGAACGCCGUUGACAGAGAUGCACUGUCUGGUUGGGGUGCGCACGUGUACAUUAUUGAGAAGGACAAGGUCACCAAGAGGCUGCUCAAGGGCAGACAAGACUAA
Messenger RNA from Colletotrichum aenigma, 618 nucleotides. It is a transcript of the gene PUP3, whose product is annotated as Proteasome subunit beta type-3. Lineage: Eukaryota; Fungi; Ascomycota; Sordariomycetes; Glomerellales; Glomerellaceae. The transcript has 4 exons. The record is from RefSeq and is a predicted model, not a curated record. Bases 1 to 618 code for a protein of 205 amino acids. Gene Ontology annotation, cellular component: proteasome core complex; proteasome core complex, beta-subunit complex. Gene Ontology annotation, biological process: proteasome-mediated ubiquitin-dependent protein catabolic process.